This is a messenger RNA of Oncorhynchus gorbuscha (pink salmon), 4226 nucleotides long. RefSeq names its product elongation factor 2. Gene Ontology annotation, molecular function: GTP binding; translation elongation factor activity; GTPase activity. Gene Ontology annotation, biological process: translational elongation. Gene Ontology annotation, cellular component: cytosol; ribonucleoprotein complex. NCBI's taxonomy places the organism in Eukaryota, Metazoa, Chordata, Actinopteri, Salmoniformes, Salmonidae. Bases 151 to 2727 code for a protein of 858 amino acids. The record is from RefSeq and is a predicted model, not a curated record. The transcript has 13 exons.
CAAGACUUUGCGUCCUUACGCAGCAUGAGCAGUAUAAAACCGUGCCUGUUGACGUAAACACUCUCUUCCCUGCCUAUGCCCUCGAGAGGUGGGCAGUGUAAAAUUUUGUGCCUCUUUUUCCACGAAGCGAAUCCUUAACCAUCCGUCAAAAUGGUGAACUUUACCGUAGACCAAAUCCGUGCCAUCAUGGACAAGAAGUCCAACAUCCGUAACAUGUCUGUGAUUGCGCACGUCGACCAUGGUAAGUCCACCCUGACAGACUCACUAGUGUCGAAGGCUGGUAUCAUCGCAGGAUCCCGUGCUGGAGAGACCCGUUUCACCGACACACGAAAGGACGAGCAGGAGCGCUGCAUUACCAUCAAGUCAACUGCCAUCUCCAUGUACUACGAACUCUCUGAGAAUGACAUGGCCUUCAUCAAGCAGUGCAAAGAUGGCGUUGGGUUUCUCAUCAACCUGAUUGACUCUCCAGGCCACGUUGACUUCUCCUCUGAGGUCACAGCCGCUCUCCGUGUCACUGAUGGAGCCCUGGUUGUUGUGGACUGCGUGUCAGGUGUGUGUGUGCAGACAGAGACCGUGCUCAGGCAGGCCAUUGCUGAGCGUAUCAAGCCCGUGCUGAUGAUGAACAAGAUGGACCGGGCCCUACUUGAGCUGCAGCUGGAGCCAGAAGAUCUGUUCCAGACCUUCCAGCGCAUCGUGGAGAAUGUCAACGUGAUCAUUGCCACUUACGGAGAGGAUGAGAGUGGUCCCAUGGGCGCUAUCAUGAUUGACCCGGUCAUUGGAACUGUUGGCUUUGGGUCAGGACUCCACGGAUGGGCCUUCACCCUGAAGCAGUUUGCUGAAAUGUACGUGAUGAAGUUUGCUGCCAAGGGUGAUGCACAACUAGGGCCUGCAGAGCGCUGCAAGAAGGUGGAGGACAUGAUGAAGAAGCUGUGGGGUGAAAGGUUUUUCGACCCAGCCACUGGCAAGUUCAGCAAGUCUGCCAACGGACCUGAUGGAAAGAAGCUCCCCCGUACUUUUUCUCAGCUCGUCCUAGACCCCAUCUUCAAGGUGUUUGACGCCAUCAUGAACUUCAAGAAGGAGGAGACUGCCAAGUUGAUAGAGAAGCUGGACAUCAAGCUGGACAAUGAGGACAAGGAGAAGGAGGGCAAGCCCUUGCUGAAGGCUGUGAUGCGUCGCUGGCUGCCAGCCGGAGAGGCCCUGCUCCAGAUGAUCACCAUCCACCUGCCCUCCCCCGUCACGGCCCAGAAGUACCGUUGUGAGCUGCUCUAUGAAGGACCUGGUGACGAUGAAGCUGCCAUGGGUAUCAAGAACUGCGACCCCAAGGCUCCCUUGAUGAUGUACAUCUCCAAGAUGGUGCCCACCACCGACAAGGGUCGCUUCUACGCCUUUGGCCGAGUCUUCUCUGGCUGCGUGUCUUCUGGCCAAAAGGUGCGCAUUAUGGGACCAAACUUCACCCCUGGAAAGAAAGAGGACCUCUACCUCAAACCAAUUCAGAGGACCAUUCUGAUGAUGGGACGUUACAUUGAGCCCAUCGAGGACGUGCCUUGCGGCAACAUUGUUGGUCUGGUUGGAGUAGACCAGUACCUGGUGAAGACCGGGACCAUCACUACCUUCGAGCAGGCCCACAACAUGAGGGUGAUGAAAUUCAGUGUCAGCCCUGUGGUGAGAGUGGCUGUGGAGGCCAAGAACCCUGCUGACCUACCUAAGCUGGUGGAGGGCCUGAAGCGUCUAGCCAAGUCUGACCCCAUGGUGCAAUGUAUCAUCGAGGAGUCUGGAGAGCACAUUAUCGCUGGAGCCGGUGAGCUGCAUCUGGAGAUCUGCCUCAAGGAUCUGGAGGAGGACCAUGCCUGCAUUCCACUGAAGAAAUCCGACCCGGUGGUUUCCUACAGGGAGACUGUGUCUGAGGAGUCUGACCAGAUGUGCCUGUCCAAGUCCCCCAACAAACACAACCGUCUGUACAUGAAAGCCCGUCCCUUCCCCGACGGCCUGGCUGAGGACAUCGAAAAGGGUGACGUCAGUGCCAGACAGGAACUGAAGGUCCGUGCCCGUUUCCUGGCCGACAAGUACGAGUGGGAUGUGUCUGAGGCCCGUAAGAUCUGGUGCUUCGGCCCCGACGGUACCGGCCCCAACCUGCUGAUGGACGUGACCAAGGGAGUCCAGUACCUGAACGAGAUCAAGGACAGCGUGGUGGCUGGCUUCCAGUGGGCUGUCAAGGAGGGUGCCCUGUGCGAGGAGAAUAUGCGUGCUGUCCGCUUUGACGUCCAUGAUGUGACCCUCCACACAGAUGCUAUCCACCGGGGUGGUGGUCAGAUCAUUCCCACAGCCCGCAGAGUGCUAUAUGCAUGCCAGCUUACAGCUCAGCCAAGACUCAUGGAGCCUGUCUACCUGGUGGAGAUUCAGUGUCCUGAGCAGGUGGUGGGAGGCAUCUAUGGUGUGCUGAACAGGAAGCGCGGUCAUGUUUUCGAGGAGUCCCAGGUCAUGGGGACCCCCAUGUUCAUCGUCAAGGCUUACCUGCCUGUCAACGAGUCCUUCGGUUUCACAGCAGACCUGCGUUCCAACACCGGUGGCCAGGCCUUCCCCCAGUGUGUGUUUGACCACUGGCAGAUCCUCCAGGGAGAUCCCCAGGACUCAUCCACCAAGAUUUCCCAGAUUGUGGCUGACACACGUAAACGCAAGGGGCUCAAGGAGGGAAUUCCUGCAUUGGAUAACUACCUGGACAAAUUGUAAAAGGCUACCCUCUCAUUCCCCCCCACCCCAACACAGACCAGAACUGUACAGAUCACCAUGGGCACAAACAUUUUCCAUAAGGAAAGCAAAGACCUUAUCAAGAUAAACAAUUAGGAAGAAUUGUAAACAUAAAUUAAAUAAAAAUGGAAAAUAUAAACUGGUUCGACAUUCUUUGGAGAGGGUUGUAAGGACCGGACAUUUGUGUGCGGACUGCUGUUGCGAUUACCGGUAACACAGGUGGAUCGAUAUAUAUACACAUUUCAUACACUUGAGUAUACAAAACAUGAAGAACACCCACUCUUUCCAUGGCUCUGACCAGGUGAAAACUAUGAUCCCUUAUUGAUGUCACUUAAUAAUCGACUUCAAUCUGCUGCUCACAAGUGGAGCAGCAGAUUGAUGUCACUUAAUGAUCGACUUCAAUCCCCUGCUCCCAAGUGGCGCAGCGGUCUAAGGCACUGCAUCUCAGUGCUAGAGGUGUGAAUACAGACCCUGGUUCCAUUCCAGGCUGUAUCACAACCGGCCGUGAUUGGGAGUCCCAUAGGGCUGUGCACAAUUUGCCAGGGUAGGCAGUCAUUGUAAAUAAGAAUUUGUUCUUAACUGACUUGCCUGGUUAAAUAAUUGGAGAAGACUAGUUAAAGAAUGAUUUUUAAGUCUUGAGAUAUGGGUAAGACAAAAUAUAUAACUGCCUUUGAAAGGAGUGUGGUAAUUCCAGGUGUACUGGUUUAUCAAGAAUUGCAGCGCUGCUGGGUUUUUCCAUAAGUUACGUGUGUAUCAAGAAUGGUCCACCAUCUAAAGGACAUCAGCCAACUUGACAACUGGAAGUGUUAGUCCACAUGGGCCAGCAUCCCUGUGGAAAGCUUUCCGCAUCUUGUAGUCAUUCCCUGAUAAUUGAGUGUUCUGAAGGUGUGGGGUGCACAACUCAAAAUUAGGAAGACGUUCCUGAAUGUUUGGUAUACUACACUGAACAAAAAUAUAAAAGCAACAUACAAUUAAAUAUUUUGCUGAGUUAUAGUUCCUAUAAUAUCGGUCAACUUUAAAUAAAUGAAUUAGUCCUUAAUCUAUGGAUUUCACAUGACUGGGAAUAUCGAUAUGCAUCUGUCAUUCAGAUUCCUUUAUUUUUUAAAAGGUAAGCGUGGAUCAGAAAACAAGUUAGUAUCUGGUGUGCCCAUUUGCUUCAUGCAGCUUGACAUCUCAAUCAUGGACACUCUACAGUUGCUAUGCGUGAUGUAUUGUCUCUACCUUGCCUUUGUGCUGUUGUCUGCCCAAUAUUUGUACCAUAUUUGCAUGUGGUGUUUCUAUCAUGUGUUGUCUUAGGUCUCUUUAUGUGGUGUCUGUGUUUUGUCCUAUAUAUAAAUGUUUUUAUUUUCCUAUGCAUAGACAUGCUCUGCUUCCCCCUAAACCAAGGUUCUGGAAUGAUCAACCAGUGCUUUAGUUUUGUUUUACAUGCCAGUCGAUAUGAAUAGAUUGCUCAAAAAAAUAAAGGGAACACUUAAACAACA